Cajanus cajan (pigeon pea) is the source of this 1304-nucleotide messenger RNA. The record is from RefSeq and is a predicted model, not a curated record. Lineage: Eukaryota; Viridiplantae; Streptophyta; Magnoliopsida; Fabales; Fabaceae.
ACAUCCUUUUUUGUCAAACCCUAACCCAUUAAACUCAAACCCUUACAAUGGCCCCAAAGCGAACUCGUACAUCUCAUGGGUCCUCUUCUGCCAAUCCCAAACCUGAGUUUGAAGACAUGGAAGUACCCGUUGUUUCGCCUCUAUAGUUUCGAGACAAUGAGCAACGAAAUAGGAAUACGUUCUGACAUCAAUUUUAUGCUAACAAACAUUGGGUGGAAUAUUGCGACCAUCCAUAUGGAUAAGGUUUAUCAAAGGAUUGUUCUUGAUUUUCUUAGUUUUCUCCACACUAAAAUAUUGAGUUGGGCAAAUUGUGGACCAGGAUUGAUUUCCAUUAGACUUUUUAAUAUAGAGCAUCAUCUCACUUUGGAGCAAUUCAAUGGUAUUUUUGGAUUUCAAACCGGAGGGGAAAUAAGAAACCCAAGAUCAUUUAAUCCAUACAUGUUUUGGGGGGCUAUAACAAGUCAUGGACAAUGGCUGGCUGGUAAAUGCGAUUCGUCUUCAUUUCGCCACCCUGCCAUUAGAAUUGUGCACAAGUUUAUUGCAUCUACUGUUCUAGGUCAUGGCGACUCAAAAGGUAAGGUAUGCUUAAUUGUUCUAUUGUUUAUAUGGGCAAUGAUGAAAAGUAGGGAUGACAAGAUCAACUAUGGUGCAUAUUUGGCUAAACAACUACAAAACAUUUCAAACAUUGGAUUUGGUAAUAUUGUUGAUAACUUCAAUCACUAAACAUUUAGACUAUACCCCAUUUUUGGACCAAUUGUAGGAUACAUGAGCUCCUAGAAGCAUUAAUUUUAAUACUUGUUAUGCAACGCAGUGUAUCACUAAGAACAAUGAUGACAUAUUUUAUUUCAUUGUUAGUCAAACUAGAGUGCAUCACUUAUUACCAAACUGACACUAUACAGUCAAGGAUGAAACCAUAUGGUGUUUCUCCUUGGAGUCACUGAUUGAUGAAACCUAACAACAACCUGUUCCUAAGGAGGUAAAACCUAAAGCAGAGGAAAGGGAGAUAUAGGACCAACAUUUCACUACACAAUUGCAUGUAUAGGUAGAUAAUGUUGAUAUCCUGUCAGUCAUUCAAUGUAUGGAUCAUCGAUUGCAAGAGAUGGAUGAACGCUAACAACACUAUAAUUAUAUGGUAGACAAGAUGUAUAAUUGGCACCUUUAGCGUUAUCUAGAUGAUUUUCCUCCUCAGUGAUUUCUCUUAAUCAUAUUGCUUCAACACAAGCAACUUCUGUUAUCAGUCUUUGAACUUUCGUAGCAUAUGUAUUUAACUCUUUCAACUUUCAGACCAUAUGUAUUCAACUCUU